GCAGAAUUUGAGGGAAGAAAAUUACACUAUAAAAUUUGUGAUCUCACCGCUCAUCUUUCAAGUAUUGAAAGGUCAAACGCCAGCGAGUAAUGACACAGCGCAAGUGUAAGACAUACAAUACAUUCACAUGGACGGAAAUAUUUCCUUCUACUCUAUUUCUCUGCUUUUCCUUUUUCUUCCCAUCCUCUUCGUUGUUCACUCCAUCAGUUUCAAUUUCUGCAAUGCCGAUUCCAUUGCCAAGUGCUCAAACACCGAGAGAGAAGCACUUCUUGCAUUCAGAAAUGGUCUCACAGAUCCUUCUGCUAGGCUAUCUUCCUGGGUCGGUGAUGAUUGCUGCCGGUGGGAAGGCGUUGGAUGCAACAACCAAACGGGAAACGUUUUCAAGCUUGAUCUUCGAAACCCAUUUCAUUUCAGGAGCCUUGAUCCUUAUUCUUUGACAGAUAAUGAAGUGGCCACGUAUAGGAGUUUGUGCUUGGGCGGUGAGUUGAAUGCCUCUUUGCUUAAUUUGAAGUUUUUGAAUUACUUGGACUUGAGCUUGAACAAUUUUGAGGGAACCCAAAUUCCAGAAUUCAUUGGUCAGUUCAAGAAUUUGUGGUAUCUCAACCUCUCUUAUGCAUCAUUUACAGGAGAGGUUCCUCCUCAUCUUGGAAAUUUGUCGAACUUGCAAUAUCUUGAUCUGAAUGGAUUUUCAUAUAACAAUUUUGGUAGUACUGGAUUGCAAGUGGAGAACCCACAAUGGCUUUCUGUUUUUUCCACUCUGAAAUACCUUGACAUGGGAUUCGUAAGAAUCAAUAGCAAGGAAGGUGCUUGGUUGAAUGCAAUCAAUAUGAUUCCUUCUUUGUUGGAGAUCCGUUUACAUGAAUGUGAGCUUCAAGAUAUUCUUGUUACUCUUUCUUUCGUUAAUUUCACCUCCCUUACGGUUCUCGAUAUUUCGAAAAAUUUCUUCAACUCAUCAAUACCCAAUUGGUUGUUUAAUCUUACGAGCCUUACCAAACUCGAUCUCAGCUCAAAUUCUUUCAGUGGUUCCAUCAGUAGUGAGUUUGCCAAUUUGGUAUCUCUUGAAGACCUUGAUUUGUCCUUGAAUGGUUACAUUGGAGGUCACAUAGCAAGCUCACUAGGAGCACUUUGCAAGUUGAAGAACCUAAAUCUUGCAGCAAACAAUCUCAGUGGUGAGAUUUCUGAAUUUCUGAACAAUUUAUCUGUUUGCCCUUCUGUCAGUUUGGUUUCACUUUCUCUAAAUUCUAAUCAGAUCACUGGACAAUUGCCUGAUUCCAUUGGCAGUCUAAAGAACUUGCAAAUUCUUGAUCUUGCCUACAACUCUUUUUGGGGUUCGAUUCCAUCAGCAAUUGGAAACCUAUCAUCCUUGAAAGUCUUGUACCUUCACUCAAACAAAAUGAAUGGAAGCAUCCCUGAAAGCUUUGGACAGCUCUCGAAGCUUGUAGACUUGAAUCUCAUCGCCAAUGCAUGGGGAGGUGUUAUGACAGAAGUGCACUUCAUGAAUCUCAGCAGUUUAGAAAGAAUAAUGCUUUCAACUGAACCAACAUGGUCUUUGGUGCUCAAUGUGAGCUAUGGAUGGGUACCUCCCUUCAGACUGAAGUAUAUCGAAAUUAGAGACUGCAAACUCGGUCCUUCCUUUCCUAUGUGGCUUCAAGUGCAGAGUGAGCUCCAGCAAGUGAGACUCACCAAUGUUGGUAUCUCUGACACCAUACCUGAAGAGUGGUUUUCCAAGUUAGCUUCUAAACUCAUUGUCUUAGAUCUAUCCAACAACUAUAUCAAGGGGAAGCUUCCUCGAAAAUUGGAGUGUCUGCAAUUAGAUGUCAUCGACUUGAGUUCUAAUGGAUUUGAGGGCCUUCUUCCUCUUUGGUCAACCAAUGCAACACAGGUAUACUUCCAAAACAAUUCAUUUUCAGGGCAUAUCCCGGAGAAUAUUGGUGAACUAAUGCCAAGACUACGAAACUUGCAUAUAUCUGACAAUCAUUUAAAUGGUACGGUCCCAUCUUCCAUAUGUAAUUUGGUGGAAUUGCUAGUGUUUUCUGUGAGGAAUAAUGAAAUUCAUGGAGAGCUUAUUGAUUGUUGGGAAAGUCUGCAAUCUUUAUGGGUUCUGGAUGCAUCAAACAACCGUCUAUCAGGAAGCAUCCCUAUAUCACUCGGUCACUUACGAUCACUUGGAAUGUUGUUGUUGAGCAACAACAAUCUAGAUGGUGAAAUUCCAUCUUCACUGCAAAAUUGUUCAGCGUUAUCAAGCAUUGAUCUUGGCGGAAAUAGACUGUCAGGAAAGAUUCCUUCAUGGAUAGGUGUAAAUGUAUCAUCCAUUUUCAUACUCAGGCUUAGAUCAAACUUAUUGGAGGGAGAGAUCCCAACAAAACUCUGCAAUCUCCCAAAUCUUCAUUUCUUGGAUCUCGCCCACAACAAUUUUUCUGGAGUAAUUCCAAGCUGUUUGGAUAAUCUGACUGGCUUGAUCUAUGGAAACACCAGUCAAACAUACUAUGCGCAAUAUCGCUUGGCCUACUUCAAGGACCAGAUAAUUGUUGCGACAAAAGGAAGAGAGUACGAAUUUAACCAUAAUAUUGCAUUACUGAAUGCCAUUGAUCUUUCAGGUAAUAACUUGAAAGGUGGAAUCCCUGAAGCGAUCACAAGCCUUAAAGCAUUGCGCGGCAUGAAUUUAUCAAGGAAUCAUAUUAGCGGAAGCAUUCCAGAGAAGAUUGGAAAUCUGAACUUGUUGGAAACUCUUGAUCUGUCACACAACAAUCUUUCUGGGACAGUUCCUCAAACCUUGUCUUUUUUAACGUUUAUAAGUCAUUUAGACUUGUCUUACAAUAACUUAUCAGGAAAGAUGCCCACAGGAAAUCAGCUCCAAACACUGAAUGCUUCUUCAAUUUAUGAGGGCAAUCCAUUUCUAUGUGGGUUUCCUCCACAAGCCAAGUGCCCUGGGGAUGAAACAGAGAACAGCAUAACAACUUCUAGGGACAGCAGAGGAGAUGACGAAGAUGAAAACGAUUCUUUAUUCCCAGGACUCUACAUUAGCAUUGGUCUUGGUUUUGUUGUGGGUUUUUGUGGUGUAGCUUUUGUAAUUUGUCGGAAAAAGAGCUUUUGGAGAUAUGAUACUCGUUAAGUUAAGCAUCCAUCUUCAGUUGCCCAUUUGAUCUUUGCAAUAGCUUUGAAUUGUAAGCAUCUUAUGGUUAAUCACAAUGCAUAAUAGAAUCCUUUCUAGUAAAAGAGCGCGUGAAAAAAAUGAUGAGAGAUCCACUUUUGGUUGGCCUAAUCACAAUAAAAAUCCCUUUUAUUUAUUUA
This is a messenger RNA of Manihot esculenta (cassava), 3291 nucleotides long. Its product is annotated as receptor-like protein EIX1. The record is from RefSeq and is a predicted model, not a curated record. NCBI's taxonomy places the organism in Eukaryota, Viridiplantae, Streptophyta, Magnoliopsida, Malpighiales, Euphorbiaceae. Gene Ontology annotation, molecular function: protein binding. The transcript has a single exon. Bases 128 to 3112 code for a protein of 994 amino acids.